AUGAAUCUUGCUGAUUCCGAAGGCCCACCCCCCAAAAAACGACGAUGUUUCUUCAGCGAAAACCCGCAAAGAAUAUCCAAUACUCAGUCUUCAUACUUCGUCGAUGAUGGAGAUAACUCAAGUAUUAUUACAGUAGAGGAGAGGAUAGAUAGUAAAGGAUGUCAAGAAUAUCACCUUUCUCAGAAUGACCAUGUUAGAGAUGACGUGGAACAGAAAUUCGAACAGGAGACAUUCGAAAGUUUCGUGGGGGACAAAGUAGCCCCGAAUGUGAUGCAAGUUCUAUGGGAUUCUUGUGGCAAUGAUAUAGAAAAAGCGGUAAACAUGUACUUAGACGGCUCAUGGAAUAAGUCAAUGUCAAUAGCAGCAACAAAUAAUUCAGAAUCUGACCAGAAGAUCUUAAAUAAUAUACCUAAGAACACAAAAACUUGUAAUCAACAAGUAGGUUCAAUUCCACCACCUGUGUCUAGGUUAAUAUCAGAAUGCCGCUAUAUUGGUGCAUUUGGGUGUGAAGGCUGGGCAACUAGAAGUGGGACGGGACUUAUCAAGCAUGGAGACAUUGUCCAAAUUGAGAGACAAAAAAUACAGCCAUCCAAGGUUUCAGCUAGCAAGUCUAAGGGGAGAAUAGCUUCAGCCAUAGCAGCUCCCAGACUUAACUUCGCUAAUUCUAAAAGAAUUGAUGUUCUUGUACGGUUCACAAACACUAAGGGCGAUGAGAUCGGUCGAAUAUCUCAAAAUUAUGCCGAUUGGAUCUCUACUUUAAUAGAUCAAAAGAUUUGUAAAUUUGAAGGAAUAUGUUUCUACGCUCCAGAAAAGCUGAGAUCUGGAGAUACGCUAUUUCUGCAGCUACGCUGCUCAUUACUCCGAACAGCAUUCGAAAGUACGAAGUUUAGCUUAACGAAAUUCUCUGGCCUAGCUGUAGCAGAUGAAAGAGAAGGUCUCGAAGAAAAGCAAUUGCGGCAGAAACAAUUCGCUCUUGUUAGAUUAUUUAAAGAGAUAAACCUAAUGCCAUCCCAGGCAUCUGGAAUGUCUGAGAAACGCAAGCAAGAAGGACUUCUUAAUGGAUCAGAGGUUGUCGAACGACAUGAGAAAAUUGAGUCUGACGUUCUGACAAGCUCUGAUGAUCACGGACAAACUGCGGAAGCCGAAGAAGAUGAAGAUGGAAAAGAACUCGAAAAAGACCAACUUGAUACGUUAUAUAAAAAGGCUCAGUUCAUUGACUUUGAUGCGGAAGCAGCUGAACCAGCAAACUCAUUUGUCUUGACUUUAAGACAUUAUCAGAAGCAAGCCUUACAUUGGAUGAUAUCAAAAGAAAAGAAUAAGCAGGACGCAAAUAGAGAAAUUUCAAUGCACCCUCUCUGGGAGGAAUAUACAUGGCCGGAGAAAGAUCUUGAUGACUUAGAUUUGCCCACAAUGUCCGAUCAAAGGAAAUUUUACGUCAAUCCAUAUUCCGGUGAGCUAUCCCUUGAUUUUCCAGUGCAAGACCAGCAUUGUCUCGGGGGCAUUCUAGCAGAUGAGAUGGGCUUAGGCAAAACCAUCGAAACGAUGAGCCUGAUACAUUCUCAUCAGCCAGAAAUAAUCACAACUCAGGAGAAAUUGACACCAAAGGCUGGUAAUUUUCUUUCGCAAAUGUCUAUUAGUCCUAAAUUGACGAAGAUUGCACCAUUUACAACCUUGGUUAUCGCACCAAUGUCGCUUUUAGCUCAAUGGCAAAGCGAAGCUGAGUUGGCCUCAAAAGAAGGAACAAUGAAGGUCAUGGUCUACUAUGGAAAUGAUAAAAUAGCAAACUCAAAUAUCCUUUCUUACGCAAUGAAUGCUUCAUCAUUUCCCAACAUGAUAAUUACAAGCUAUGGAGUUGUUCUUUCCGAAUUUAGCCAAAUUGCGGCAAAGAGCGCUGAUCGAUGCACGAACCUGUGUUUAUUCUCGUUGAAAUAUUUCCGCGUCAUUUUGGAUGAAGCGCACUACAUUAAGAACCGUCAGAGCAAAACAGCUAAGGCAUGCUGCUCAAUUGAAGCAGAACAUCGUUGGGCUCUGACUGGGACACCAAUUGUUAAUCGCUUAGAGGAUUUAUUUAGCCUCGUUCGAUUCCUCCGUGUCGAACCAUGGUCUAAUUAUUCCUUUUGGCGCACAUUUAUCACAGUGCCCUUUGAAUCUAAGGAUUUUGUACGUGCACUUGAUGUAGUUCAGACAGUAUUGGAACCGCUAGUACUCCGAAGGACUAAGGAUAUGAAGACACCAUCUGGUGAAUCUCUUGUUCCUCUACCCCUCAAAAUAAUUAAUAUUGUCAAUAUUGAACUAUCAAAGCCGGAAAGAGAGGUUUACAAUCACAUCUUAACUCGAGCUAAACGAACAUUUGAAGCUAACAUGGAAGCCGGUACUGUCCUCAAAGCUUACAAUAGUAUUUUUACACAAAUAUUGCGUCUACGUCAAUCUUGUUGCCACCCAGUCCUAACUCGCAAUAAAAAUAUUGUAGCCGAAGAGGAAGAGAGUGCCGAGGUUAAUGACAAUGCCAGUGGAUUAGCUGAUGACAUGGAUUUACAGUCACUGAUAGAGCGAUUUACGGCAGAGACUGAUGAUCCAGCUGACACAAACACUUUCGGAGCCCAUAUCCUCCAGCAGAUACAGAACGAUGAUGAAAGCGAAUGUCCUAUCUGUUCAGAAGAGCCCAUGAUAGACCGAACUGUUACGAGCUGCUGGCAUUCAGCUUGCAAAAAGUGUUUACUUUCCUACAUAGAUCAUCAAAUUGAAAGGCAAGAGACGCCUCGCUGUGUAAGUUGUCGUGAAGUUCUUAAUACUCGCGACUUAUUCGAGGUAAUACGGGAUCUGCAUGAUGGACUGCCCAAAGUUUCUCUUCAACGAUUAGGUUCCACCUCUGCUAAGAUUGGAGCCUUAAUAACCCACCUCAGACGUCAAAGAGGAGAAGCACCUGGUACAAAGUCAGUUGUAUUCAGCCAGUUCACCUCUUUUCUAUCGCUCAUAGAACCAGCACUUGGUAGAGCUGAUAUUCCAUUUAUACGACUUGAUGGGUCUAUGUCGCAAAAGACACGAGCCACUGUUCUUUCCGAAUACGCUUCGAGUGAAAAGGGAGAGGUUUUGCUGAUAAGCUUACGCGCUGGUGGAGUUGGACUAAAUCUAACCAUGGCAAAAAGGGUUUACAUGAUGGAUCCAUGGUGGAGUUUCGCAGUCGAGGCCCAAGCUAUUGAUCGCGUUCAUCGUAUGGGACAGACUGAUGAGGUCAAAGUUUAUCGGUUUAUUGUUCAGGAUAGUGUGGAAGAACGUAUGUUGAAGAUUCAAACCCGAAAGAAGUUUAUUGCAAGUUCGUUGGGAAUGAUAAAUGAUGAAGAGAAAAAGUUGCAACGUCUUGAGGACAUUAAAGAAUUGUUGUCAUAA
Blumeria graminis f. sp. triticale is the source of this 3387-nucleotide messenger RNA. The record is from the annotation of a GenBank genome assembly. NCBI's taxonomy places the organism in Eukaryota, Fungi, Ascomycota, Leotiomycetes, Helotiales, Erysiphaceae.